CUGGUGAUCUAACCCUUUCAAAUGCGCAUGCAAAACCUGACUCUAUUGUCCAUCAGGUGAUUGCCCCUUAUUUGGUUAGAUCCGGCAUUUCUCGCCUGGGAAGCUCAGUGCUAGCAGUUUUACUGAUACUUUCUAACUAGAGAGAGAGUUUUGCAGGCUGCCUGUGAAAAUAGGACCAUGCUUCGGUUACUUUCCUGUCUACUACUACGACUCAACCACCAAGACUUGUGAGAUGUUUCUCUAUGGGGGCUGCGGGGGCAAUGACAACAGAUUUCUCACCAAGCAGGAAUGCUUGAGAGUCUGUGGAGAAACAGAGUUUUGCAGGCUGCCUGCGAAAAUAGGACCAUGUAGGGGUUCCUUUCAUUUCUACUACUACGACUCAACCACCAAGACUUGUGAGAUGUUUCACUAUGGGGGCUGCGGGGGCAAUGACAACAGAUUUCUCACCAAGCAGGAAUGCUUGAGAGUCUGUGGAGAAACAGAAAUGUCCACUGUACAGUGAGUCGCUGACUAUCCCUGGGGUCCGGCCCCACCAUCCAGCCCCACAGACCCAGGAGUGGACGCCCACAUGCCACUAAGCCCCUCUUGCCCCAUGCCUCCAGUCUCUCUGCAUCUUU
Molecule: messenger RNA, 617 nt
Organism: Hemicordylus capensis (graceful crag lizard)
Lineage: Eukaryota; Metazoa; Chordata; Lepidosauria; Squamata; Cordylidae
Product: isoinhibitor K-like
Exons: 4
Coding region: 233-502 (89 amino acids)
Molecular function (GO): serine-type endopeptidase inhibitor activity
Source: RefSeq, a predicted model, not a curated record